AUGGACAAGAGGAAUUACACAGCUGUGACUGAGUUCUUCCUGGUUGGGCUUUCUCAUUAUCCAGGUCUCCAAAUGUUUCUUUAUGCCAUCUGCCUGGUGAUGUACUUGGUGAUUUUGUUGGGAAACAGCAUGCUCAUUAUCAUCAGCAUCCUGGAUCCCCGCCUUCACACACCUAUGUACUUUUUCCUUGGAAACCUCUCCUUCUUGGAUAUCUGUUACACAUCCUCCUCUAUCCCUCAAAUGCUGGUGAUUGUUAUGUCAGAGAGGAAAUCCAUUUCUUUCAUUGGUUGUGCACUACAGAUGAUACUUUCUCUUGGAUUGGGGUGUACAGAAUGCAUUCUCUUGGCAGUAAUGGCUUUUGACCGAUAUAUUGCCAUCUGUAAUCCCUUGAGAUAUACAAUAAUAAUGAAUAAUGGACUUUGUAUUCAAAUGGCAGCUUGGACCUGGAUAAUAGGGUGUUUAAACACUCUGCUACCCUCUGUGCUUGCCCUGAUAAAACCUUUCUGUGGAAACACCAUUGAUCACCUUACCUGUGAAAUCUUGGCUCUGCUCAAACUUAUCUGUGGAGACAUCUCCAUUAAUGUGUUACUUCUAACAGUUGGCAGUAUUCUCUACUUACUCACUCCUCUGCUACUCAUUUUCUUUUCUUAUGUCUUCAUCCUCUCUACUAUCCUGAGGAUCAACUCUAGUGAAGGGAGGAAGAAAGCCUUUUCCACCUGUUCAGCCCAUCUGACUGUAGUGAUCUUAUUCUAUGGUUCAGCUCUUUUCAUGUACAUAAAGCCCAAGUCUAAGGAUACCAAGGUUUUUGAUGAAAUUUUUGGAUUGUCCUAUGGAGUCAUCACCCCAAUGUUGAAUCCCAUUAUCUACAGUCUGAGAAACAAAGAAGUAAAAGAUGCUGUGGAAAAAUUCCUACUGAAAAACCUUUACUUAAAGUGA
Messenger RNA from Antechinus flavipes (yellow-footed antechinus), 936 nucleotides. RefSeq names its product olfactory receptor 13D1-like. Gene Ontology annotation, molecular function: olfactory receptor activity; G protein-coupled receptor activity. Lineage: Eukaryota; Metazoa; Chordata; Mammalia; Dasyuromorphia; Dasyuridae. Gene Ontology annotation, cellular component: membrane. The record is from RefSeq and is a predicted model, not a curated record. Gene Ontology annotation, biological process: G protein-coupled receptor signaling pathway. The transcript has a single exon. Bases 1 to 936 code for a protein of 311 amino acids.